Molecule: messenger RNA, 1187 nt
Organism: Dromaius novaehollandiae (emu)
Lineage: Eukaryota; Metazoa; Chordata; Aves; Casuariiformes; Dromaiidae
Product: B-cell differentiation antigen CD72-like
Exons: 8
Coding region: 42-1067 (341 amino acids)
Biological process (GO): signal transduction
Cellular component (GO): plasma membrane
Molecular function (GO): transmembrane signaling receptor activity; protein binding
Source: RefSeq, a predicted model, not a curated record
UGGAGCCAGCGGGGCCCAGGGCACAGCCAGCUCCUGUCCUCAUGGCCCAGAGUGUGGUUUACGCUGACCUGAGGUUUGCCAAGGUGCCCGUGGGACGCAGCACGCCCUGCCAGGCACUGGAGGCAGCCCUUGGCAUGGAUGAGGCAGAGAGCCCCUACGAGAACGUGGAGCCAGGGCAGGCACCAGCGGGGCAGGACAGGCAGGGGUCCCAGCCCAGCCCAGGGCCCUGGCACCGGCUGUGGUCCAUCCCUGUGGGGCUGCUGGCAGCCUGCCUGCUGCUUCUGGCCACUGCCAUUGCCCUGGGGGGUUGCUACUGGCAGGUCACCCGCAAGCUGCAGGACACCUCCCGCGCGCACGCGGCCGAGCACGGCCGCCUCUCGCAGCAGGUGAGCCUGCAGGAGCAGAGCCUGCAGCAGACGCGGCUGGAGCUGGCGCAGGCCAAAGCGGAGCUGCAGCGCGCGUGGCUGGAGGGCAACAGCAGCCAGAAGGAGGUGGGGAGCUUGGACGCCGAGUUGGAGAGUGUCAUGGGGGCCCUGCGAAAGAUGGAGAGGGAGCUGCAGGACGUGCAGGGGAAGCUCAAUGCCAGUGAGAGCACCGUGAGCAGCCUGCGCUCCUGCUCAAAUAUCGAUUGCUGCCCCUCGGGCUGGGUGCUGUACAGGGGCAAGUGCCUCUUCAUCUCGGCGGAGAAGAAGACCUGGGAGGACAGCAGAGAUGAGUGCAGUAAGAAAAUUUCUCAGCUCCUGAUCACCAAAUCCUGGACUCGCUGGACCGUGCCGAACUUCCUGAAGAACUCGGACACGCCGUACUGGAUUGGGCUGUACCAGAGCAGCUUCCCCUGGUAUGAGUACGGGUGGCUGGAGGAAGGAGAUCCGGACGACGAGGGUGGGACCAGUGCCUGGGUCUGGAUCGAUGGCUCUCUUUAUGAAAGGCCCUGGCAGUGGAAGCCUAAUGGGACCUGCGCGAUAAUAAGCCAUGGGAACAUCAAACCCACCCAGUGCGCCAGCGCAGACGACUUGCACCUCUGGAUCUGCGAGAAGGCGCCAGGCCCGAGCGUCCCGUUCUUCUGAGGACAGCCGCCGGCCCCGCCACCGCUGCACGCCCAUGCCAAGCGCCUGCUCUGCUUCAGCACUGCUGCACCCCUGCGUGCCGCCCGGACGCGUCACCAGAGCCUGCCCCAUCCAGCCUGC